AUGGGGCCAAAGUUUCCCAUAACUCAGUUGAAGACACCGAAUUAUUACGUGAUUUCUUGCCACAGAAAGCAUUCCACCAGAAUUAUCUCUCAGCAAAAGUUUUCAUUCAAGUCUUUGGGGAAUAAAUGGAACCUCAAUGACCUAACUGCGAGUUCUAUCCAAGAAAGAUUGAAUGUAUUGAUGUCAAGGACCCAAAACUUUUUAGUGACUUCUCCGCUUGCUAAAUCUGGCCAAAGUAAGAAGCCUGGUCCUGAAAAUGAUAUCGGAUUUCAAGUUAUGGAAGAUAUAUUUAUGGCAGAGCAAACAAAUUGA
Messenger RNA from Lathyrus sativus (Indian pea), 312 nucleotides. Lineage: Eukaryota; Viridiplantae; Streptophyta; Magnoliopsida; Fabales; Fabaceae. The record is from the annotation of a GenBank genome assembly.